This is a messenger RNA of Amaranthus tricolor (Joseph's coat), 1355 nucleotides long. Its product is annotated as E3 ubiquitin-protein ligase RMA1H1-like. The coding region runs from base 242 to 994 and encodes 250 amino acids. Gene Ontology annotation, cellular component: endoplasmic reticulum. The record is from RefSeq and is a predicted model, not a curated record. Gene Ontology annotation, biological process: ubiquitin-dependent protein catabolic process. Gene Ontology annotation, molecular function: ubiquitin-like protein conjugating enzyme binding; metal ion binding; ubiquitin protein ligase activity. NCBI's taxonomy places the organism in Eukaryota, Viridiplantae, Streptophyta, Magnoliopsida, Caryophyllales, Amaranthaceae. The transcript is spliced from 2 exons.
UAGGAAUGUACAAUGCUUACUAGGACGGAGAGACUAUUAAAGAGAAAAGUAAAAUUGAAAUAGAAGCUUUCCUUUUCUCCGCAAUCGCAUUAUUUCUCUCUUCCUCCCUUGUCACUUUCAUUUUUCCUUUUAUCUUCUCUGUUACUAAAGCUUAAUACUGUAUCACUUCUUGCGUUGGAAACCUAAAUUUAAUUUCCCGAUAAGAAAAAGCAAUCUCUAAAUUGUAGAAGCUCUUUUGCCCAUGGAGUUCUUCGAACACUCAGUAAAACAAAGCAAAUCUAGUGAAGCAGACAUGGAAAAACUGAAAUCAUCUUCAUCAUCCGGAGAUGCUGGCAUGGAAAAUAACUCAUCUGCUGGUUUUGAUUGCAAUAUCUGCCUAGACCUUGUUAGAGAACCUGUCAUAACAUUUUGUGGUCACCUCUACUGCUGGCCCUGCAUCUAUAGGUGGAUGCACCAACCCGAUAGUUCUUUUGAUCGACAGCCUCAGUGUCCUGUUUGCAAAGCUGAAGUCUCACGGAAUACUUUGAUACCCCUCUAUGGUCGAGGGCAGUCUGGAAAACAGUCCGAUCACACAGGUAGCAUACCGAAACUCUCUGUUCCUAAUAGGCCUAGCAGUCCGGGUUGUGGGGUACACACACUUAUAACUGCUACAUCGACUAGUUCGCAUCCUAAUCAACUACUCAAUUACGGUGGCUACCCUCAUCAUAACCAAGUACAUCCACAUUACUCGUUAGACGAGUACUCUCAAUCACCAACAUUCGCGUUUGCAGGAACCACAACAUAUAAUCCUAUGAUCAACAUCUUUGGUGAGAUGAUUUAUGCUCGAAAUUUCGGGAAUCAACAAACUACGAUUUAUGAUUGUCCAAACACAUACAGCGUUGUGACUAUGAAUAGUCCAAGGCUGAGACGGCAUCUUAUGCAGGUAGACAGGUCAUUGAGCAGAGUAAGUUUUUUCCUGUUAUGCGGCAUUAUCUUUUGCCUGCUCCUGUUUUGAAUCGAUUGAACUACAAUAUUCUCAACAUAUAUCUAUCUUAUACCUGUAAUCCUGUAUAUAUGAAAUGAGAAUGGGUAUCUGACUGCAUUUCUUACAGAACACUGUCUAAUCAAGAGUACUUGCUAUUCAUCCACCAGUAUAUGUUGUAUCACAAAUUCUUGUAUGUGACGGUCUUGCCGUAAGACAUGCCUCAUAUUUAGAUUAAAUAGUCCAAUAAUAGAAACUUUUAGUUUAUAAGCUUCUUGUUUUGAGGUCAUCUCACCAUGAGACGGUCUUAUACAAGAUGGAUUGUGUAUGUAUAAUAUAUGUACUUAAUGUAUUAGAAAAAGCAAAGUCAAUUUAAAAUCUUUUGCUUGAUUCA